GGAUCUAUCUUCAUCUUUACGAGAGAAAAUAAUCACUGGAUUUAGUGGUACAAAUGAUACUCAAUUAUUAUUGCCUAUUCAUAUUCGUCAAUGUGAUUUACCAGAACUUCAAAAAACGGACGCAAUUGUUCUUAAUAAUUUACUUCGGCCAGAAAAUGAUCAUUAUCAAUAUUUACCGAUUAGUACGAACUCGGACGAAAUCUUGAAACAAAUUGUUAUUAGUAAACCAAUGACUCAAGUCAUUCUAGAUGUUGGUGCCUUGUUCGUUGAUGGAACUAAUCGUCAAAUAGCUAUCAAAUGGUUGGAUCUAUCGGAUAAAAUUCAAAUCGAUUAUGCUGUAUAUUUUGAAUCGGAUUCGAUAUACGUUUGUGAUCGUCAAUAUCAACAUCAUACUUUUUUGACAUCACCUGCUAGUGAACGUCUCGAUCGUUGUGUAUUUUAUUUAGAUGAAAUUCAUACGAGAGGAACAGAUUUUAAAUUUCCGAAUGAAUUUAGAGCUGCUGUCACCUUAGGAAAUGGUCUCACUAAGGAUCGCUUAGUUCAAGCAUGUAUGAGAAUGAGAAAAUUAGGUAAACAUCAUUGGUUAAGUUUUUGGAGUUCAAACGAAGUUCAUCAACAAAUUCGAACAAUGAAGAAAAAUUCAGUUUCACCAAAUGAUAAGGAAAACAUCAAUGAUCGAAUUACGCUGACUGAUAUUCUUCGUUGGGUUUAUGAAAAUACUCAACAGACGACUUGGGAUGGAUUACAUCUUUGGGCAACACAAAGUUUAAGUUUUCAACGAAAAAUUACUGCUUUUAGAAAUAUCGAUUGGAAAGAAAAAGAAACAUUCUACACAAAUACAAUAAUGGAAAACAUAUCCAGAGAAUGUUUGGAAGCUGAAGUCUUAGAAUUGAAAUCUAUGUAUGGUGUACCGAAAACUUUUCAAACAAUAUUUGACAUUUAUUCUGCUCGAUAUAAACAUUCUAAUGUUUCUUCAUCAGUUGAAAUUCAUGAAGCUGUUUCCAAACGAUUAUACGAUUAUGGUGGUUCGAAAAAACUUCUGACACAAUUAUUAGAUGAAGAGCAGCAACGAGAACUAGAGCGAGAACAAGAAUUAGAAGAAGAACGACAACAGAAGCGUCCUCCAUCUGUUCGUCCCUAUGAACCUCAAUUACACAAUGAGAUCAAGGCUUUAUGCGAUAUGCAUGGUCCUAUGUUGAAUUUAUCAAAAUUAACUUCAGUAUUUUGUCCCAUUGCUGAUGCUUUUCUUGGUACUACAUUCUAUCGUGAAUGUCAACCACAUUGUUGGCAACAAAAUCUUUGGAUUACUGAUGAAUUUAAACGUGUGAUUCAAACACAUGGAGAAUCAUUAGAUCCUUUUCUACGUCCUGCACGAUGGCUUCUGAUCUAUCGUAAUGAACAUAUAAUUUUUGUAAGUCCUUUCGAAGCCAAUUGGCUAAUGGGUCGACUACACGAUCUUUAUCGUAAGCAAUCACCUGGAGAAUUAUUCACUACAACAUUACGCCUACUGUUACCACGGAUUAGGCCGGAUCAAUCAAUUAUAGUUAACACACCCACUUUAACAGUCUCUCCGUCAAUCGCACCCGAUUGUGGUGCUGUUCUGUUUCCAAUUCUGACUGAAUGGUUGGUGUCAUUAUUUAUUUUUAACGGUACUCUCUACUUUGAAACUACCGAUGAACAAACAGCCUAUUGCCAUUGCCUUGGUGUAUGUCCCAAACCUCGUACCGAGAUUGAAGAAGAUGCUUUUGAGAAAGGUUGGAUUACUAUUAAUGGAUUUGUGGAAAAGUCAGAUCACCGCAACAUUUUACAACUUCGACAAUGUCGUUUUCAUGCCAAUCCUUUAGCAUUCAUUAGAAAAUUGAUGGAAAACAGAAAUAAUACACAUGUACCUCUUAUAUCCCAUGUUGGUAGCAUUCUUAUAAAUGCUGUGAAGAGAAUGGUGUCCGUUAAGCGAAAAGCAUACGAGCAAACGAGCUUUUCUGCCGAAAAAAAACUACGAAAAUCAUAAUAGCGAAAAGACAUUUCAGCGAACGUACAUGACAACGAAAAACAAAAUCGCUCUCAUCAUUUUCUUAUCCCUCACUUUCGCAUUCACAUAUUUGACUCAAAUAUUGUUCACUGUUUGCCAUUCGCUGAAAAGUCUUUCGUUAAUUUGACACCUUCCUCUAUGAAGCUUUCAGUCUGAUCAUUUCGACAAUGAAUCCGAGAGUUAUUGGAGUCAGAUAGUGCUCCAUUAAUUAUUUUUUCCUUCUUGAACAUGUACUUGCAAUUUUUCAGUUCUUAAAUAAACACGACAUGCCCAUGCGGUAUAAUAAAUUUCAUUUCAAGUCAGAGGAUGGGAGAGAGACAAUGGUAUUGUUGAAAACAACCCAUAUUCUGACUAUCAGGGUGUGGGUGUGAGUGUUCCUUUUUUCGUCACCCACACCCUACUUUUUGCAGUCGAAAGUGUCUGAAAAUCUUGUUGUUUCCAACUUAUUCUUAUUGAAAAAUUUUCUCGUUCGAAAAAUUUAUAAAAUCGUAAAAAGGUCAGAAGAAUUUCUCAUGAAGCGAAA
Molecule: messenger RNA, 2552 nt
Organism: Rotaria sp. Silwood1
Lineage: Eukaryota; Metazoa; Rotifera; Eurotatoria; Philodinida; Philodinidae
Source: the annotation of a GenBank genome assembly